Odobenus rosmarus divergens (Pacific walrus) is the source of this 1291-nucleotide messenger RNA. It is a transcript of the gene TSKU, whose product is annotated as tsukushi, small leucine rich proteoglycan. Gene Ontology annotation, molecular function: protein binding. Gene Ontology annotation, cellular component: extracellular matrix. NCBI's taxonomy places the organism in Eukaryota, Metazoa, Chordata, Mammalia, Carnivora, Odobenidae. Bases 79 to 1152 code for a protein of 357 amino acids. The transcript is spliced from 2 exons. The record is from RefSeq and is a predicted model, not a curated record.
GCCGGCCGGAGAGCCCGCGGCCGGGCCGCCUGGGUGAGCGCGCCGAGGCGGCUGCGGUGCAGGCUUCCAGCCCCCACCAUGCCGUGGCCCCUGCUGCUGCCCCUGCCGCUGUUGCUGGCUGUGAGCGGGGCCCAGACCGCCCGGCCAUGCUUCCCCGGAUGCCAGUGCGAGGUGGAGACCUUUGGCCUCUUUGACAGCUUCAGCCUGACCCGCGUGGAUUGCAGUGGCCUGGGCCCCCACAUCGUGCCCGUGCCCAUCCCUCUGGACACAGCCCACUUGGACCUGUCCUCCAACCAGCUAGAGACCGUGAACGAGUCGGUGCUGGCCGGGCCAGGCUAUACCACGCUGGCUGGUCUGGAUCUCAGCCACAACCUGCUCACCAGCCUCUCGCCCACCGCCUUCUCCCGCCUUCGCUACCUGGAGUCGCUUGACAUCAGCCACAAUGGCCUGGCGGCUCUGCCAGCCGACAGCUUCACCAGCUCACCCCUGAGCGACGUGAAUCUCAGCCACAACCGGCUCCGGGAGGUCUCGGUGACCGCCUUCACUACCCACAGCCAGGCCCGGGCGCUGCACUUGGACCUCUCCCACAACCUCAUCCACCGCCUCGCGCCGCACCCUGUGGGGGCCGGCCUACCCACACCCACCAUCCAGAGCCUGAACCUGGCCUGGAACCGGCUCCGCGCCGUACCCGACCUCCGGGACUUGCCCCUACGCUACCUGAGCCUGGAUGGGAAUCCGCUGGCCGCCGUUGGCCCAGGCGCCUUCCGGGGGCUGGCGGGCCUUACGCACCUGUCCCUGGGCAGCCUGCAGGGUCUCCCCCAGCUGGCGCCCCAUGGCUUCCGUGAGCUGCAGAGCUUGCAGGUCUUGGACCUGUCAGGCAACCCGAAGCUCAAGUGGGCAGGAGCCGAGGUAUUCUCAGGCCUGGGCUCCCUGCAGGAGCUGGACCUGUCGGGCACGGGCCUGGUGCCUCUGCCCGAGAUGUUGCUCCUCCACCUGCCAGCACUGCAGAGCAUCAGCGUGGGCCAGGCUGUGCGCUGCCGGCGGCUGGUGCGGGAGGGCACCUACCCUCGGCAGCCUGGCUCCAGCCCCAAGGUGGCCCUGCACUGCGUAGACACCCGGGAAUCGGCUGCUAAGGGCCCCGACACUUUGUGACACAUGGCGCAGCCUGGGGCCACAUAACGGACUCCUGCCCCGGGCUCCUUCAGGUCCUGGGUAACUUAUAUUUUCAUGUGCCAAUGCUGGGGGGGGGCGGUGGGGGCACCCAACAAGCCUCUGUGGCAGCCUCAUUGGA